Syzygium oleosum is the source of this 1304-nucleotide messenger RNA. RefSeq names its product RPM1-interacting protein 4-like. The transcript has 4 exons. Bases 204 to 986 code for a protein of 260 amino acids. The record is from RefSeq and is a predicted model, not a curated record. NCBI's taxonomy places the organism in Eukaryota, Viridiplantae, Streptophyta, Magnoliopsida, Myrtales, Myrtaceae.
GGAGGGGGGGGAGUUUAUCCACCAUGGACGGUCGCCACCAGUAAAAUUUGACCAUUCUCUCUCCAUCUCUUCUCUGUCUGUCUUUCUCUCUCUCUCUCUCUGUGGGGUUGAAGGACUUGAAGAGAGCUUGAUCUUUUGGGGUUUAAAGUAGAAGUUUCGGAUUGAAGGAGGAGGAUUAUUUCAGAGCUCGGUGGAGAACUGAAAUGGCUGAACAUCCACGGGUACCCCAAUUUGGCAACUGGGAAGGUGGAAAUCAUAUUCCAUACACAGUUUACUUCGAUAAAGCCAGGAAGGGUCGGAGUGGAACUAAAAUGAUCAAUCCGAACGAUCCAGAGGAAAACCCAGAUUUACUGUCAGAUGCAGGAGUUCCACCUGAAGCCCCUGCUUCUAGAGCUGAAGCUGAAUCUGAGGAACCUAAACAACAGGGAGUCAUCAGGACAAUGCAUGAGCGCAAAAUGAGCAAUGAUGAUGGGAGUCUUACACAGGUUUCGGACCAAUCUAUCCACAAAAAUAACUUGGGCAGCUUGCAUUCUGACGAGUCGAAGCAUCAAGCACACGGAGGGCGAGGAGCAAGUUAUGGUGAACCUCAUAGGAGGCCGGCUAGAUCAAGCUUUGAGAAGUCACCAAUGCACCCCCAGGGAAGGAUCUCGGGAAGGGGGAGCGGUUCGCCCUCCUGGGAAGGAAGGGGUUCCCGUGAAAGCAGCCAUGCCAUGGGCACGCCGGGGAGAUCCCGCCUGAGUUCAGCUGCUAAAGGAGACGACUUCGUUGACAAAGGUGCUGCUGUUCCAAAAUUUGGCGAGUGGGAUGAGAACGACCCGGCUUCAGCUGACGGCUAUACUCACAUCUUUAACAAAGUCCGAGAGGAGAGGCAGGGGGGAGCGCGAACGGGACCGGACAUGUCCGGUCAGUCACCUUAUAGAGGUGCAGCUAGUCGAACUGCUGGCAACAACUCAAAGGGUUGCUGCUUUCCAUGGCUUAGAAAGUGAGGUCCUCUGAAUCCUAGCGAUAAAUAUGCUGAGUAUGUUUUGGCAGUGUGUGUUUGAUGAAUUCUGCAGAUACACUCCUUUGAAGCCGAUUUGUUACCUUACCGAUCCACCGUUGUGCUUCUUCUUUCCAAACCAGCGGAGUUUUCUGGAAGGCGGGAAGAACAUGUAAUUCUUUUUCCUUUAGAUCUUCGAGCGUUAUUAGUGUGCACCUAAUUAAGUUCCAAUUUUGUGAUAAAAAUGGUCUGGGUUCUCCGACUCUGUCGGAAUUUCUUGCCCACUAUCUUGAUUAGUUCUAUCAUUCGUUCUGAACUUUUCCUA